AUGCGCUCAAUUAAUUCAGCCUUACUGGCCGCCAUUCCAGUAGCUCUCGCAAGUCAGACCGGGUUCAGUGUGCACGACGAUCUACUUGCAUUCCCCCAGUAUGAAGUUAUCUUCUCAGACUCCUUUAUUUCCGAGACGACAGCAGAUCUUGUACUCGACCAAGCUUCCUCGUCAAUAGACACCCCUCCCACAACCUCAAAUACGAAAAGUAUCGAGUCCCACGACCAUGCCUACAGCAAAUCCCACGCAUCUACGGGCGAUCCGGCCUUCGACCCUGCGCGCGAAAGCUACGAGACCAUGUAUUUGAAUGGCGAGCAACUUCUUUGUACAAUUCCCAUCGUUCAUAUACCCCCGAAGAAUGAGACAUCGGAGGCCGAGGCCCGCGUUGCUGAAAAGAAAGAGCUCGCGCGGGCCACCAACCGUGGUGGGGAAUUGCUCCAAGAUCUCGAAGGCAAUUGUCUGUAUUAUGUCUCCGGGUGGUGGUCGUAUGCUUUCUGCUACAAUUCUGAGAUCACCCAAUUCCAUCAACUCCCCCCCAAACCCGGCAAACCUGCGCUGCCACCGCAACGGGAUAUGUCUACGAAACAGUUCGUGCUUGGAAGGGCGAAAGGGAGUCAAAGCAAGGAGGAUGAAUGGGGGAAUGAGAUAGCGCCAAGGAAAGGUCAGAAAACUGCGCCGCCCAAAACGGAACUGCAAAUCAAUGGCGAUUCGAGAUACUUGGUGCAAAAGAUGGAAGGCGGAACGAUAUGUGAUCUGACCGGUAAACCACGGAGAGUAGAGGUCCAAUACCACUGCAAUCUACAUGUCUCAGACCGCAUUGGGUAUAUCAAGGAGGUUACAACCUGCUCCUAUCUCAUGGUAGUUUACACACCACGACUGUGUAACGACGUCGCGUUCAUGCCACCGAAAGAUAAUAAAGCCUACCCAAUCGUCUGCCGAACCGUCGUUCCGGAAGACGAACUUGAGUAUCGGGUCCAGCUAAAGAAACUGGAGGAUGGGCUCGAAGCCAGCCAAAAACCUGAAGACAAGAAGGUCAACGUUGGAGGCGUUAUUGUUGGGGGAGGGCAGUGGAUGAAUAAAGAGGGACAGCGUAUGCCUAUCCCCGCUGGCUUCGGAACUGAAAAUUUCGGCAAGCAGAUAGAGGUUAUUGCGAAAGCGAAGAGCAAAGCCGAAGGGGGCCAGGUGGAGAUGGCAAGCGAUGCUGAACUGGCAAAGAUGGACCUCGAUCCUAGCAUGGUAGAGAAGCUAAAGAAGGAGGUCCAGAAUUUGGCGAAAGACAAGGGGUGGGAAAUUAAGGUUGUUGACCAGCCUGGGGAGACAAGAGAAAUCCUAGGCAUUGUUGGCACUGACGAUGAGAACGAGGAUGAGACUGGGGAUGUUGGAGGCGAUGUUGGAGGCGAUGGUGAAAGGGAUGGUGGAGGGGAUGGUGGAGGGGACAACACACCGGACUCUAAAGAGGGCAGUCAAGAAACUUUUAAGGAUGAAUUAUAG
This is a messenger RNA of Venustampulla echinocandica, 1491 nucleotides long. RefSeq lists its product as uncharacterized. The record is from RefSeq and is a predicted model, not a curated record. The transcript is spliced from 2 exons. Bases 1 to 1491 code for a protein of 496 amino acids. NCBI's taxonomy places the organism in Eukaryota, Fungi, Ascomycota, Leotiomycetes, Helotiales, Pleuroascaceae. Gene Ontology annotation, biological process: retrograde protein transport, ER to cytosol; endoplasmic reticulum unfolded protein response. Gene Ontology annotation, cellular component: endoplasmic reticulum lumen.